Messenger RNA from Doryrhamphus excisus (bluestripe pipefish), 393 nucleotides. NCBI's taxonomy places the organism in Eukaryota, Metazoa, Chordata, Actinopteri, Syngnathiformes, Syngnathidae. The record is from RefSeq and is a predicted model, not a curated record.
AUGGCAGCAGCCAUGGACCUCAGCGGCAGCUGGCAGCUUUAUUGGGAGGAAAACCUUGAAGGCCUCCUCGAAGCAAUGGGCGCCCCUCAAAUGGUGGUCAGGAUGCGUAAGAAGGUGAGGCCGCUGAUCGUCGUUGAGCAGAAAGGGAAAGAUUACACCUUCACGCUCAAGACCCCCAACUUCACCGUAACCAACUCACUCAGUGUCGGGAGGGAGUGUGAAAUGACGGCAAUGGACGGGAGGAAAAUGAAAUGCACUGUCCGAGAAGACAACGGGAAGCUGAUCACUGAGAGUGACAAGUUCACUUCAGUCCGGGAAAUACAAGGGGAGGACUUGGUUGAGACCAUCACAGCCGGCGCUGUCACUUACACCAGCAGAAGCAAACAAGUGUAA